Molecule: messenger RNA, 327 nt
Organism: Fonsecaea monophora
Lineage: Eukaryota; Fungi; Ascomycota; Eurotiomycetes; Chaetothyriales; Herpotrichiellaceae
Exons: 2
Coding region: 1-327 (108 amino acids)
Source: RefSeq, a predicted model, not a curated record
AUGCCAACCACCCAGAAAGAGACGCUCAAGAAAUAUGGGUCGCCGGCACGGAUAGGCCCCAGUCUGUUGGUCACGGAUGACCCCGAUCUGCUGGGGCACAUGAGUGCUCCUGGGUCUAAAUGGACGCGGAGCUCGUGGUACGAGGGCAUGAAGCUAGACUCCAGAGCUAACAACAUCUUUUCGGAGCGCGAUGAACGACGACAUGCCGAGAUGAGGUCGAAGACGAUAGGGGCAGUAAAUUCACCCGAGCUAUAUGCGUUUCCUGUAACUUUGGUGUUUACGUUCUUGAUUGUGCUGACCGGUGACAAGUAUUCUGGGGGAGGUUGA